AGUGGCGACAUGAGGGUAUCCCCAGUGGAGAGCAACAGGAGGGCUAAGUCAUCUACCUCCUAAAGACAGAGGGUCAUCAGACACGACCAAGACAGUACCUCGGCCCCCACCACUUCCAACCCGUGUAAUCUGAGAUGAGUCACGUCAUCUAUCUGAGACUGAGUUUCUCCAUCCAUCAACCAGGAGUAGAAUAGUGACCACCUCCUUGAUUUGUAGCAAGAAUUACCUGUGCAUUGCGUAGUGGAUGAUUACACUCUGGAAAGGAGGCCCGGUAGCCAGCCUCCAGGUGAGCUCACGGCAGGUCGGCGCCACGAAGCUGUAUCUGCCCAGCCGGGACGAUGUCCGGACGCCCGGUGAGCCGUUCCAACAUCCACAGCCGCUUGAACCAUCCCCACAACGUGUCCUUUGCGGCCCAGGCUCCAGGCUGGCCCCACGGCCCCGGUGUGAGCGGGGCUGAUGGUGUCAAAUGCCCCCGCACCCCGAGCGGCUCUGAGACCAGCAGCUGCAGCCCCUCCUCGGAGCAGCCCGACAGCCCCAGCUUCUUCAGACUCCCAGUGAGGAAAAUCUGCAUGGGCCGCCCCUACAACUCCAAGUUCGUAGAGACAAGCCACCUGGAGAACCACCCCAACGUGGCCAGAAAACCCGCUUACCAUGGCGGCCCCCGCUACCUGCUCUGUACAGAACGUCCCUCAGGCCCCUGUAGCCCCACCUUCCUGGACCAACUCAUCAAAGGCAUCAACUACCUUGACAGAUCCACCAGUGCCUUCUGCUCCAAAUCGUCACUGAGCCUGCCCAGGCUUGCAGCCAACUGCCUGGAGCGUGCGGCCACCUCCAUCCACCUGGACCACCCAGACCACGCCUUCCCCCGUAGUUACUCCAACCCCGUCACCGGCGUGGCCGCCUCCGACGACUACACCAACACCUGCACGGGGCCGUCCACCGGGGGCGUCAACGCUUUGCAGUGUGUGGAUGGGCCUGCCAACGCCAGAUGCCCACCCCGGCUUCAGAGACGGAGCCUCACACCCGCGCUGCCGCAGAGGCCGGGGACGAAGCUGCCUGAGCUCCCCUUGUUCGGCAACGGGAUCUUUUCCCUGGGUCACCUGCCCAAGUUCUGGGAGGCAAUCCGCUCGGGCUGGAGAGCCCCCGAGCCCAUCUCCAAACCCUGUAGCUGGUGGUAACAUCGACCGCGAAAUGGGUACAGGCGCAUCGGGCCGCAGCGGUAGAAAAUAAAUGGUCUGUGGCAA
This is a messenger RNA of Felis catus (domestic cat), 1244 nucleotides long. RefSeq lists its product as uncharacterized. Lineage: Eukaryota; Metazoa; Chordata; Mammalia; Carnivora; Felidae. The record is from RefSeq and is a predicted model, not a curated record. The transcript is spliced from 4 exons. Bases 339 to 1178 code for a protein of 279 amino acids.